UGACUUAAUAAAGUAGUGGGUCUCGGACUCUCGGCCAUGAUUCUCUGGACGUGUAGCCCGCCCAAGAAGCCACGGCCCACGGUUAGAGGCUCUGAUCUCUGAACUGUUCUAGUGUUCAAAUAGUUCGAUCGAACUCGUCUCAACUCUCAACCUUGUUAGAUUUGCAUUUCCAUUCCCUGUGUUUUAGCGUUUAGGAGAAGGAAGGAAAGCACUCCGUGAAGCCAUAAAUACAUAUAGACAGAGGUCGAGACAGACAGUUUCAAAAGCAAGUGAGAGUUUUAAUGGCGGAGAAACCCCAGCCGGUUCGCGUUCUGUACUGUCCUGUUUGCAGUCUCCCUGCUGAGUAUUGCGAAUUUGGACCUGAUUUUGAGAAAUGCAAGCCCUGGUUGAUCGAAAAUGCUCCUGAACUUUACCCCGAUCUUCUUAAAGACCGCAAUAACAAGCAGGUUGAUAAGGUUUCCGAGCAGCUCCAAUCCGUUGGAAUUUCUUCCGGUGGCGGUGACGUUGCUGCUACUGUAAUUCCGUCGGGAGGUACCUCAACAUCUAAGCAAGAAGAAGUAAAACGACUUCCUGGUGGGAAGAUAAAGAAGAAAGAGAAACAAGAAAUUAUUAUUGAGAAGAUUGUACGCAACAAGAGGAAAUGUGUCACUGUUGUGAAAGGGUUAGACCUCUUUGGUAUUAAACUCAGUGAUGCUUCAAAGAAGCUUGGGAAAAAAUUUGCAACAGGGGCAUCUGUUGUUAAGGGACCAACUGAGAAGGAGCAGAUCGAUGUCCAAGGAGACAUAGCCUAUGAUAUCAUGGAGUUCAUUACAGAGACCUGGCCUGAUGUGCCGGAAACUGCAAUUUACUUCAUUGAAGAUGGUAGGAAGGUAGCUGCUGCUUGAAUUGAUGGCAAAGUUGGUGCCAUCUUUAGUUUUGAAUGAAUCUAAGCUUGUACCAUGCCAGGAGAGUGGGGCACUCUACCUUCACUCAUUCUUGCGUUUCUCAUCCAAUGUACUGUGCUUUUAACUGAAAAAGGUCACUUGAGUUCCAAGAGAUGAGUUAAAACAUUUUCUUUUCUAUGGAAUAGAACUCGUUUUAUCAGUUCAAGAAAAAUGCGGUCAGAACUCAACCUCCAUGGAUGUGAUAUCUAUGUAAAUUCUUCUGUGAAAUAUCAUUUGUUUGUGCUCCCCAGUGACCGCAGUCA
Molecule: messenger RNA, 1186 nt
Organism: Nelumbo nucifera (sacred lotus)
Lineage: Eukaryota; Viridiplantae; Streptophyta; Magnoliopsida; Proteales; Nelumbonaceae
Product: translation machinery-associated protein 22-like
Biological process (GO): formation of translation preinitiation complex; translation reinitiation
Molecular function (GO): mRNA binding; translation initiation factor activity
Source: RefSeq, a predicted model, not a curated record